AGGUUUACGGAAAAGAGCUCCUAGGCCAGACGCGCGGUGGCCGGACGGCCGAGGAUUCCAUUCGCCUGACCCGGCCUGACUUGACCGUGCCCCGGGCGCGCCAUGUUCGCGCGUGGGUCCCGGAGGCGCCGCUCCGGGCGUGCGCAUCCAGAAACAGAGGACCCAGACCGGGGCCAGCCCUGCAACUCUUGCAGGGAGCAAUGCCCCGGCUUCCUGCUGCACGGCUGGAGAAAGAUCUGCCAGCACUGCAAAUGCCCGCGGGAGGAGCACGCAGUUCACGCGGUGCCUGUGGACCUGGAACGCAUCAUGUGUCGGCUAAUCUCAGACUUCCAGCGCCACUCCAUCUCCGACGACGACUCAGGCUGUGCAUCGGAGGAGUAUGCCUGGGUGCCCCCAGGCCUUAAGCCUGAGCAGGUAUACCAAUUUUUUAGCUGCCUCCCGGAGGACAAGGUCCCCUAUGUCAACAGUCCUGGGGAAAAAUACAGGAUUAAGCAACUACUGCACCAGCUACCCCCACACGACAGUGAGGCCCAGUACUGUACGGCGCUGGAAGAGGAGGAGAGGAAAGAGCUCCGAGCCUUCAGCCAGCAGCGGAAGCGGGAGAAUCUGGGGCGUGGCACUGUGCGCAUCUUCCCAGUGACUAUCACUGGGGCCAUCUGUGAGGAGUGUGGGAAGCAGAUCGGAGGUGGGGACAUCGCAGUGUUUGCCAGCCGUGCAGGCCUGGGCGCCUGCUGGCACCCACAGUGCUUCGUGUGCACCACAUGCCGGGAGCUGCUCGUUGACCUCAUCUACUUCUACCAUGCUGGCAAAGUCUACUGUGGGCGCCACCAUGCCGAACGCCUGCGCCCACGCUGCCAAGCCUGUGAUGAGAUCAUCUUCUCCCCUGAGUGCACGGAGGCUGAGGGCCAGCACUGGCAUAUGGGUCACUUCUGCUGCUUCGAGUGUGAAAUUUCCCUAGGAGGGCAGCGCUAUGUCAUGCAUCAGAGCCGUCCCCACUGCUGCACCUGCUACGAGGCCCGCCAUGCGGAAUACUGUGAUGGCUGUGGGGAGCACAUUGGCCUGGACCAGGGCCAGAUGACUUAUGAGGGCCAGCACUGGCAUGCCUCAGACCGCUGCUUCUGCUGUAGUCGCUGCGGCCGUGCCCUGCUGGGCCGCCCGUUCCUGCCACGCCGUGGCCUAAUCUUCUGCUCUCGAGCCUGCAGCCUUGGGUCAGAGCCCACCACUCCGGGGCCCGGCCGCCGUAGCUGGAGCGCAGGCACGGUCACCGCACCGCUCGCAGCCUCCACAGCCUCUUUCUCUGCUGCGGAGGGGAUGUCCAAGACAGUCACCAAAGACACCUGCGAGGAGUCACCGCCUGCUGCAGACCCUGAGGAGCCCUCCCGCUUUCUGAGAGGGGCCCCCCAUCGCCACUCCAUGCCAGAGCUGGGGCUCCGCAGCACCCCUGAGCCACCCUCGGAGUCCCCCAGCCAGCCGAAUCCGCGCCCGGACGAUAGUGCCUUCGGUCGUCAGAGCACCCCACGCGUCAGCUUCCGUGACCCUCUGGUGUCUGAGGGUGGUCCACGGCGGACCCUGAGUGCGCCCCCGGCCCAGCGCCGCAGGCCACGCAGUCCCCCACCCAGGCCCCCCAGCCGUCGCCGCCGCCGCCACCACCACCGCCACCCUGGCAGACGUCGCCACUAUCAUUGUGACUUGGGAUCAGGGUCAGAUUCAGGAUCUUGCUCCAGCUCGCCCUCCAGUUCCAGUUCUGAGUCCUCAGAGGAUGACGGCUUCUUCCUAGGAGAACGCAUCCCACUGCCCGCACACCUGUGCAGGCCCAUGCCCGCCCAGGAGACUGCAACUGAGACUCUCAACCCCCACUCCUCACUUCUCCCCAGGGACUCUCACCCGGGGAUGCCUCGACAGUCCCGAGACAAGAACUGCAUCGUGGCUUGAAGGCAGGCAGUCCUGGAGGGGCUUCAUUCUCCAGCCAGUGGAGAGGAUAACUCCCGCCCCCCCCCCACCCCCCCCCCCCCCCCGUCUAAGUCAUAAAUCCCCUUCCUUCCUC
This is a messenger RNA of Propithecus coquereli (Coquerel's sifaka), 2044 nucleotides long. RefSeq names its product prickle homolog 3 (Drosophila) (gene PRICKLE3). Gene Ontology annotation, molecular function: zinc ion binding. The coding region runs from base 103 to 1932 and encodes 609 amino acids. The transcript has 9 exons. The record is from RefSeq and is a predicted model, not a curated record. NCBI's taxonomy places the organism in Eukaryota, Metazoa, Chordata, Mammalia, Primates, Indriidae.